This is a messenger RNA of Durusdinium trenchii, 1209 nucleotides long. NCBI's taxonomy places the organism in Eukaryota, Dinophyceae, Suessiales, Symbiodiniaceae. The record is from the annotation of a GenBank genome assembly.
AUGAAGGGUGAAAGGGCGCCAAGAGUCGGCUUGGCUGGUGGGGUGAGUCGGCUUGUCUUUGUGCUUGGCUCGGCUCUAUCUCUUCAAGGCUGUGGCACUCAGAGCGAGAAAUGUCCCUGUUGGCGCCGCUUAAGUGAGGACGACGCCGCUGAGCGCCCGGAGGACGACGCGGAGCGCCCGGGCCGUCAAUUGUCAUCCAGGCGUCGUCGAUCCUUCACUUCCUCUCCUAGAGAGUACAGUGAGUUUUGUUGUGAGGCUCUGAUUUUAAGCACGACGGCCUGGCCGACUUGGAACCUCUAUGCCUAUGGCUACGGCUAUGGCGAAGAGACCACCACUGAAGCCUAUGGCUAUGGCGAAGAGACCACCACUGAAGCCUAUGACUAUGGCGAAGAGACCACCACUGAAGCCUAUGGCGAAGAGACCACUACUGAAGCCUAUGGCUCUCAACAGACCACGACUGAAGGCCCAUUGACAAGCUGGGUAGGUGGUCCAUGGCAGUAUCCAUCAAAUUACAGCAUAUUCCCAAAUGCUGAUUGGUCAAGGGUACGAUUUGUGGAGGAGUCCUACCAGCCUGAAUCGUGCUCGUGGACGUGGCGGAAAGACAAUGCCUUCUUUGCAGUUGAUAUCUGCAUUCCGUUGGUGCGAUUUGGAACUUCCCACAUGUAUGCCUACAUUGAUGACUCACUCAUGUACGCUGAGUGGGAUAGUUUGGAUUGCAGUGGAGAAGUGAAAGAAACCAGGUCAUGGAGCUCCCAUUGCCAGUAUGCCACAUCAAACGCCAAUUACAAAAGCAUUGGCCCGUCAUUGAGUCUCAUUCACCAGCUUCCUGAGCGCACUGGACACCUUGAAUACUCAUUGAAUAUGACCGGGGCAGCUUGGGCGUAUGGCAUUUAUCCGGAUUCCAGUUGCACCGGUGAGCCGACUGAGAUCUGGGUGAGCCCCCUCAAUGCUUGCAAGCGCGAAGCGUAUGGUUCCUACAAGAUGAUGUGCGAGAACGGAAAGGUGGUGCAGCAUUACCACGAGGCCAUACAACACGAAGAUGGAUGCGCCGACUUCGAUGCUCAAUGUCUGUGCAAAGCACAGAUCCCGCUGCCUGAUGACACCAAGGGAUUUGAUCAACUUUCAACGUCAGCCUGCACCGCCUUCAACGUGGGUGCGUUCUACCUUGAGGAAAUUAGGUACUUCAAAGUCCUUGCCGGAUGUAGUUGA